AUGGUGGUGGUGGUGGGGCCCCUGAGCCUGAAGAAGGCUUUGCUGUUGCUGUGGUUGCUGCUUCUGCCUGGAGAAGGCACAUGGUAUGAACUGAACUGGUGGAGGAUCAGGUUCUGGGGUGGCAGGUUCUUCUACUUCUACCUGAAUGGCCAGGGGUGGGAGGAGCUGACCACCAAUGAAGUCAAAAGCCUGCAGAAGGCUAUGGAGAAAGACCCUGCCAUGGGGCAAUACAUCUUUGGAGAAGAUGAUUAUGUCCCACCAGGGGUUCCUGAGUGGAGUGGAAAUAGGUGGUGGCCACCAGGGAUGGUGGACCACAGCCAAGAGCCUGAAGAAGGCUUGGCCACAUCCAUUUGGGUGUGGAGUGAUUCAGAAGACACUGGCCCAAGCUGGGCCCCACAGCCACCACAAACUGUGGGGUGGACUGAGUGGUCUCAGCCUGCAGAAGGCUCAAGCACUGAUGGUGACUGGGAUUGGUGGGAGCAAAACAAGCCUGGGGAAGGCCCAUGGAUGACUUGGUGGGGAAAGAACAAAAAGCCUGAAGAAGGCUGGGAAGAGGUGCCCUUCAACCCCCAAGCUUGGGAAGACUGGGCUGAAUGGCAAAGAGAUGAUGAGCCAGUAGAUGGCUGGGACAGGCCUUGGGUCAGGAGGGGAGAGCCUGCAGAAGGCUGUGCAAUGGAUGCUGAGGAGGAGACAAUGGAUGCUGAGAAGAAGCCUGGAAAAGGCCAAAGGGUGUGGAGCAACAAGAAGAAGCUGAAGAAAGAGGACGAUGACCAAGGCCAAGGCAAUAAGCCUCUAGAAGAGCCUGGAGAAGGCAGUGGUGAGAAGAAUGUGAAAAAAGAAGCUGAUCCCCAAACCUUGCCUGAAGAAGGCAGCUCAAUGCCUCCAGAAGGUACUUUGAUUGCUGAGGCAGAGCCACCUCCACCACCAGGGGAAGAUGUGGAAACGCCAGAUUUCAGCCCAGAUGAGCACAUGCAUGCAGAAGGCACUGAAGCAAAGCCUGCAGAAGGCACUGAAGCAAAGCCUGCAGAAGGCACUGGACAAGGCCAAACCUGA
This is a messenger RNA of Durusdinium trenchii, 1053 nucleotides long. The record is from the annotation of a GenBank genome assembly. Lineage: Eukaryota; Dinophyceae; Suessiales; Symbiodiniaceae.